Messenger RNA from Closterium sp. NIES-67, 9116 nucleotides. The record is from the annotation of a GenBank genome assembly. NCBI's taxonomy places the organism in Eukaryota, Viridiplantae, Streptophyta, Zygnematophyceae, Desmidiales, Closteriaceae.
ACAGUUUCCCUCGCUUAGUAGUUACGCUGACCUAGCACACUUCCGUCCCUCAGCCAUGAUGACGGCGGGUCCAGGCGGCAUCAUGGCGAGUAACCCUACGCACGUUGAAAGAGUCUUCGCAACCCCAGAAUUCAGCAAUGCGACUUGAUUCCCCCGCGAGGGACACCACGGCGUACAGACGCCGCUAUGAACCUCCUCAGGCAGCGAGUGGCGGGACCGUCCGGGCUAGGCGGGGGGAGGAAAGCCGGAUCAAGCGAAAAGAGCAACGGCGCGAGGGCGGAUGGCGACGAGAGCAAUGGCGGUGGCGACGACGGGCAAGGCGAGGGCGUGCGUCUUCCACCUGCCGGAGACGACUGGAGCCGUCGCAAGUGGCCCGAUAUGGGCGACAGCGGGAGUAGUUUCAGCCUCGGCAGCAGCAGCAACAGUAACCCCACAUUCUCUGGUUUCCCCGUGCCGCCUGUCGACAACGGUGGCUCUGCCAGGCCCGAGCGCAAGCUGGGCUGGCGCCGUCGCUCGCUCUCCGUCUUGCCGCACAAGGCCGCGCUCAGAUCCACCUCCCCCCUCCGCGCCGUCUUCCCCAGCGUGCAGUCGCUCGGCACCGGAAAGGAGUCGGCGGCGGGAAACGCGCGGGCCCAGCGGAAGGGGGGGGGGAGACUCGCCAGCGAGGCGGAACGCGCGGGGGCACUGCCUGUUGGGGGGGGCGGCGGAGCAGCAGCUGGCACGGCAGGUGCGGUGAUGAGGCGGCAGGGGCUGAACCUGGGUCCCCGGGGGUCCCCGCAGGGGCUGAACGCGCUGGAGGACGUGCUCAAGGGCGGCUGGUCGUCCGCGGAGUCGUCGCCCGCCGGCACGCCACAGAGCGCCGUGACCGUUGGGGUCGCGCGGCCUGCACCCAGGGGGGAUGGUGGCGCGCCUGCGCCAGCUGUCGCCUCGCCGCCUGCUUUUGGCGGGUGGGGAAGGGGAGCCGGGGAAGGGGGCGGAGGAGACGUGGGAAGGGCUUUAGACGUGGGUGUGUGGGGGCAUCGGGAGGGCGGAGGUGUGCUGGCGAGCGAUGGCGGGCUCGGAGAGGAGGCUGGGAGAGUGACGCGGGGAAGCGAGAUGGGUGAGAGCCAAGGGCCGGGGCAGGCGCGGGUGAUAGUGGCGGACGCAGGGAACGCGAGGACGCCGUGGCAUGCAGCGGCUGGUAGGAGCGGCAGUGCAGAGGGAGGCACAGCACGGCUGGGGGGGCGGUGGGAGGAGGGGCGAGGAGAGGAGAGGGGGAUACGUUUCAGGGCGUGGGGGGAUGGGGUGGUCGGGAAUGAGAGGUGCACACAGGGGGACCAGGGCUGGAGCGAGGGCGCGGCGGGCAGCGAGGGGGCGCAGGAGCACAUGGCUGGGCGAGCGGGGAGCACGGCAGGGGAGGCGGGAGCGGGCAUGGGGGGAGGACGAGGGGCAGCAGCGGACGGCGCCGCGAGCACGAGGGGGAGCAGAGGGGCCCUCCAGAACGCGUGGAGCGGGCGAGGAGGGGCGGGCGCUCAAGGGGCGCCUGCUGCGGGCAGGCUGGGUGGCGGAGCGACGCACGGGGGGGCUGUGGCGGGAGCACGGCGCGGGGGAGUGGGGGCGCAGGCAAGGCAGCGCAGCCAGAGUCUCGCGGACCUGCUGCAGGCGCAGACAGGCGCGGGGGGGAGGGCAGAUGGCGGGGCGGAGGGACGCGAAGAGGACAGUGGGAGUGCGAGUGAUGAAGAGGGGGGGGCGCAUGUGAGCGUGCGGCGGGGGGUAAGUCUGAACGCCAGUGGGAGUAGCGCGGGUAUGGGCGGUGUGUGCGGGACGCAUGUUCCCCCCGUGGCACGUGCCCUGCGUGUCCUCCGCGCCCCCCAUCUCCCCAGCCCCAGCUUGAGCGCCCUGCCCUUCCUCGCCCACAGCUCGCCCGCACCCCCUGCUGCCGCCCCAUGGUGGGGGGCGCGGGAGGGGGGGCAGAGCGAGCAGACGCGGGCACGGGAGGUGGAGGGGCAGGAGGGGGAGGGGCGAGGGAAGAAACGGUGGGGGGGGGAGGAGGAGGGGGGAGAAGUGGGGAACGGCAUGGGCGAUGGGCGGUUUGCAUGGGACGUGCCGUGGGCAGGGCUAGUGCUGAGGAAGGCGGGUUGUGAUGCGCGGGGCGAGAACGGGGAAUGCGAGCACGAGAAGGCAGAAGAGGAGGAGGAGGAGGAGGAGGAGGAGGAGGAGGAGGAGGAGGAGGAGGAGGAGGAGGAGGAGGAGGAGGAGGAGGAGGAGGAGGAGGAGGAGGAGGAGGAGGAGGAGGAGGAGGAGGAGGAGGAGGAGGAGGAGGAGGAGGAGGAGGAGGAGGAGGAGGAGGAGGAGGAGGAGGAGGAGGAGGAGGAGGAGGAGGAGGAGGAGGAGGAGGAGGAGGAGGAGGGGGAGGGGGAGGAAGAGGAGGAGGGGGAGGAGGAGGAUGCGGAGCAGGAGGAGGAGGACGCGAAGGAGGAGGAUGAAGAAGAAGAGGAGGGAAGUGUUGUUGAGAAGGAGAUGGAGGCGAGUGAGGAGGGCAGUGAGGAGUGCAGUGAGGAGUGCAGUGAGGAGUGGGAUGAGUAUGAGGAGGAGGCGGAGGAGGGAAGCGAGGGGGUUGCACAGCACGGGGGGAGGGAGGCGGGGAGUCAACGGCACGAGGAGCAGGACCCGGAAGCGGAAAACAGUGAGAGCGAGUGCGAGGGAGAGAGUGAAAGUGGCAGUGGAGAUGAGGAGGCGGAGGAGUCUGAGAACGAAGGCAGCACGGGUGAGAGCGGCCACAGCCAGCAGCAGCAGCAGCAGCAGCAGCAUCAGGGGCGUGUGAAAGUGCGGGGAAGCAGUGGCAGUGGGGAAGGGUCAGUGGUGGUGUUUGAGAGCGACGCUGAGGGAGAUGCGGACAGCCACGCGGGGCGUUACAGUGUGUCUGCUCACACUGCCGCUGCCUCUCGUUCUCGCUCCGAUGCCGCUCACACUGAUGCUCCUGUUCAUGCGGAUAGUUCUGUAGGGGGGAGAGCAGGUGGAAGCACGGGGUGGGAUACUGCGAGGGAGGGUGUUGCGGGUGGUGGUGGUGGUGGUGGUGGUGCUGUGGUUGUGGAGGGGCGACAGGCGCGUGAGCAGCAUGCAGUGGGCGUGGCGAAGAGCGGCGCCAGAGAGCGCCAGCAGUUGGCAGGGACAGAGGGGGAGGAGGCGGGUGAGGACGAGGAGGAAGGGGAGGAUGACGAGGUGGUGGACGCGGUGCCUGUAUCCCCCACCAUGCUCGCCCUCCUCACCUCAUCCACCGCGCCAUACCCCUACCCGCACCCUCUCUCGCCCCUGCACCAUGCGGCCUCCCAGCCUCCCAUGCACGCGCCUAAGGCCAGCACCACGAGCAGCAGCGGCGGCAGCAGCAGCAGGCAGGGAGGGAGUGGCGGGUCUGGUAGCUGGGGUGGGAGGGCAAGAGGUGGAGCACACGAGAGAGCAGCGCAGGGAGAAGGGAUGGGUGCAGCAGGAGCCGCAGGCGCUGCCUCUUAUCACGCGGGCGCCUCUCCUUCCGCAGCAGCACCUGCUGCUACUGCCACUGCCGGUCGCAGCAUCCCCCCACUCGAAUCCCCAUCACCGCCCCACGCGCCACCACCCCAUGCAUCACCCCACACCGCGCCGCCGUUCCCCUUCCCCUCCUCCUCCUCCGUGCCUGCCUCCAUGCCCUCCUCCUCGCGCUCCUCCCCGUCGCCCCCGCCCUUCCCCCUCGCCUCCCUGCGCACCUCCUCUCUGCAGCCCGCGGCCGUGGCAGCAGCGACGGCAGGGGGCUCGCCACCCUUGUUCACGUCUGCAUCGACAGGGGGCAGGAGAGCCACUGGCGCAGCAGCGUCACCAUCCAACGGUCCAGCGCCAUCGCUAGUAUUAGCGUCACCAUCCGCAGCAGCGGCGGCGCAGCGUGUGAGUGUGCGGUGCGAGGGCGUGGAGGUGCCCCAGCAGGCGCGCAUAGGCGGGGACAUCACCGUGUGGUUCGCCCUGCACAACGCCUCCAAACGACCGGUGCGGGGGCAGGUGGAGCUGGUGGUGCGGGUGCAGUGGCAGACGGAGCAGGGCGAGGCGGUGGAGCGCGAGGCGCGGGAGUUCGCCCUGCCCAUGGCGCCGGGCGACCGCACGCGCGUGGACGUCACCGUGCCGCUGCUCGACACUGCUGCCGCCUUCUCCCACGCCUCGCUCUCCGCACACAUGCUGCUCGCAGGCACGCCGGCGCACCACAGGCGCAGUGAGGUGCGCCUCGUGCCGGCCUACACGGGCCAUCCGUCGCACAUCCUGCUUCUCUCCGACGCCUCUCUCUCACGCCAUCAGUUUCUCACGUGGCGCUCCAUAGCGGCGCUGCUGCACCUCUCCCUCUCCGUCUGGGACAUCGCCCUCCACGCCUCCCUGCUCCCCUCCCCCUCCUCCACCUCCUUCCCGCCCCUCUCCUCCUCCACCACCUCGCCUCCUGCCUUUCCUGCAGCUGCUACUCAGCCUGCCUACACCUCGACUAUCCCAUGUUUCACCAGCAGCCCUUCUCUCGCGGCGGCCUUGUCGCUACCAGUCUCGUCUCGUCCUGAGCCUGCUGCGCUGCUCCAGACAUCGGCCCUGGAGGCCGAGUACUCGCACGGCGCUGCCAGGCCACCACAUGGCACCGCUGCCGCCAUGCGUGCUGGUACGGGGGCGCUGUCAGUGGGCAGUGGUGGUCGGUCGCUGCAGUGGCAGCACGAGCAGCACAUGGCGGCGUCCAUGAACGAUGCGCUGCUCGCUGCCUCCGCACAGGGGGGUGUGCACGCUGCCAUGCACGGCGGUGCGCCGGAGAACCACCGAUCGUGGAACGAGACAGCUCACGCGCGCUCCUCUCCCUUUACACACUCGUCCUCAUCUGCAUCCCAUGGCCAGCAUCUCGUCUCACCCGCCUCCCUGCAACCACGUGUGCUGUCACACGCACACAGCAUCCAGCAGCAGCAGCAGCAGCAGCAUUUGAGUGAGUGGAACAGCAGCAGUGCUGGUCUGUUUCACUCCCGCCCUCACCCCCCUGAUCUUGUCUUCCCCACCUCCCCUACUGCGUCGUCCCUGCACCACGCGCCGGUGUCCCCCUCAUCCCCCUCUCUCGCCCUCCCGCCUGAGUCCCCUUGCUCCCCAAACCUUUUGCACCACCCGACCUUCCCUCCCACGGGGCCCAGCUCCAUCUCUCACACUCUCUCUUACGCCCAUGACCCCUCGCCUGCCGCACAUCUGUCCUCGCGCCACGUGCUGCUGCUGCUGGCGAACAAGGGGCCCAAGGCCAAGCACCUGCGCCACCUGCUGCACAGGGCCCUGCCUCACGCUCUUGCUGCUGGUUCUGGUGCUGCCGCUGGUGGUGCGAAUGCUGGUGGCUCUGCUGCUCCGCCCGAUUCCGUGGCUGUGCUUGCUGCUGGCAUUGGCCCCACCCACCUCUUCAACUUCCUCCGAGUCUCAUCGCGCCUUGUGCGCUGUGUCGAGGUGCCCCUUACAGGGGAUGCCCUCACUGCAGGGAUGGGUGGGGAGGGAAAUUCUUCCAAGGCCACACGCAAGGGAAAGAGCAGAGCAACCAUGCUUGCUUGCUUCCGGCCCGUAUCCCCCUUUGCAGCUGCCUCAGCACACGCACAUAAGCUUCAUGAGAGCCUGCAGCAGGAGUUCCCUGAGUUCCGCCAUUUCGUUUCCAUUGACCUCCAGUCAACAGAAGGGCCUGCCUUUUUGAAACAUUUCCGCUGCCCGUUGCCAGGCACGCUCCGCGUUCAUGCGCUGCCAACGGAGUCUUUUGACCCCCCUCCCGAUGACCUCAUGGGGGGGGGGGGCAUGGCCAUGGAUGACACAUCAGAGGAGGACACUGAUGGCGAUGAUGGUGAUGAUGAUGAUGAUUAUGAUGAUGAUGAUGAUGAUGAUGAUGAUGAUGAUGAUGAUGAUGAUGAUGAUGAUGAUGAUGAUGAAGAUGAUGAUGGUGGUGAUGGCGGUCAUACUGGUGAUGGUGGUGACAGUGCAUGGGCUGAGCUGGACAGUCAUGGGGAGAUUGAUUUAUCUGGAGGCGGGAAUGAAGGCAGGGGAAGUGAUGGGAGCGCAAGUGACACCAUGGAGGCCAGCCACGCGAAUGGCUUCUCAGAUGCAGGCAUGGUGCUUGAUAGCGGGGAGUGGGGUGCGUAUAAAGAUGGAGGGGAUUACGGCAGAGGGGAGGCAGGGAGGGGAGAGGAGCAGAGGGAGGGGAUGAGGAGGGGGAGGUGUGUUCGAGGGGGCAGCACGGCAAGCGUGGUGUUUCAUGAGGACGUGGAGGCAGAUGAGUGGGGCGUGGGGCUGGGGCUCGCCCGGAGCACCACUCUUGGUGGCGCCCGGGAGAGGUACCAGGGAAGGGAGAAGGCCGCGCGAGGUGCUGUGGAGAAUGACCGACGGAGAGGAGGGGGGGAGGAGGAGAUGAGAGGGGGGAAGGGUGGUGCAGAGGGCAGCGCGAGAGGUGUGGGGAGAGCAGUGAUGGGGAGGGAGCGGCGUGUGCUGGUGUUCUCAGGCAGCGCAAUGCGAGCGUCGUCCAUGCCCCCUCAGAGAGAGAGGCCCAACGCACGGGGGCGGAAGCCUGCUGUGUCUCCUCCCACUCGUGCCACUGCUCGCCCUACUCCCGCACAUUCCGAGCCCCCCUCACACCACCGUUACGCCUCUGCUGGUGGUGGUGGUGGUGCUGGUGGUGGAGGUUCUGCGGUGGACGGUGGGAGGGCUGAUGGGGGCGAUGAGAGGGAGGAGAGGGCAGGGCACGAGGAGCGGCAGUGGUGCCGCAACCUGUCAUUCCAGGGCGCGGGGUGGGAUGGCAGUGUGGCGCACAGCGACACAACGCAGCAGGACAUGCAUGGGGGCGAGGACGUCGACGAGAGUCAAGGCUCUGGGUGGCUGCAAGGUGCAGGCGACGAGGAAGAUGAAUGGGGAAGCUACUCUGAGGCAAACCAAAGAAUGCAACACAACAGACCGCAGCAGCAGCAGCAGCGGCAUGUGAGAGGAGGCCAGGAAUCCUCCCAGAGACGAAAUCCCCAAGGCAAGCAAGGGAGGAGCAUGAGUGCACGGCAACCACUGCACACUCACUCUCCUCCUUCUCCCCUGCACCUGCCUGUUCCAGCGGCUCCCCCCCCUGUGGGCUGCGCGGGCGACUCCUCCCUGUGCACGGACGCCAUGCCACCUCUGCCCCAGCGCAGCAUCAGCAUGGGGCGCGCCACCACAGGGUCGUCCCUGCCCGCGCGCCUGGCCGACAUGGUGCGCUCCCUCACACCCUCGCGCUUCGACCUCCGCCGCCACGCGCACGAGCACGGGCAGGGGGCAGGGGGCGCAGGGGGGGAGGAGUACCGGGAGUUGAGGGCGGUGCAGAGCUUGAACAGCCGCGCGUUUAGGGGCAGCGGCAACACCAAUGGAGGGGGGGUGGUUGGUGGGGCAGCAGGGAGCAGCUUGAGCCGGUUUGUGUCGGGGAAUGGAGGGGCGAGUGCAGGGAAGCACGGCAUGGAGAGGGGCAAGGAAGGGGGUGGGAGGCGGUGGGUUGGAGGAGGGAGAGGUGGCGGGAGUGGCAGCAAGGGCGACAGCGAGGGGCCGGUUGAGCUGACGUCCUCACUCUCCCUGCCCAUGUGGGUGGCCGCUCGCAGCCAACCCAGAGAUGACAGCCCCAACCGCUUCUCCCUGCCACGUGGCAAUCCGUCAUUGCGCCACGUGAGCAGCAUGGGUGCGAGGGCCACGAGUCGAAUGAAUUCCAUGGCGAGGAGUGCGAGCAGGGGGAGCAAGGCCAGCACCAUCACCAAUGGUACCUUUGGCGCGCCCACCUCCUCCGCCCCCCAUCGCAAGGUUUGCCUGGGCGUCAAUGCCACCCCUGCCUCCUACACCCGCAGUCUCAGCGAAAGCCAUGCCACUGCUCGCCGAACCACUCUGCCGAACCUGCUGGCGAGCCUCGGGAAGCCACCGAAGCUGGUACCUUUGGAGGGAGAGGGGUCGGAUUAUGGGAUGGCAGUGGUGGCAGUGCUGUCGGCUCUGCCCAUGCGCGGCAAGGUGGCUGUAGCUCUCGCAGCGGGGGGGGACCGCAGCGCGCGAGUGGGUGCUGGCAGGGGCAGUGGUGUGGACGGUGGUGGUGGUGGGGCGUCGUUUGAGGGCUACACAGGCACCAGCGUGCAUCGCCUGUCCUUGCUGCAGGUACGCGGCUCUGAUUGCUGUGCACGUGCGACGCAGUGCUGUGGCGCUUUGUGGAUCAACAAGUUCGUGCAUUCUGGUUUGAUUUCUCAUGUUUCCCGGCCUUGUGUGUGGCAUCCCCCAUAUGACGUGCAGGUGGUAGCGGCGUGCAUAUGGGCGGACCUGCAGCAUGACCUCCUCCACUCACGGCCAGCCAUUGAAGCAGCUGCUGCAACAGGCCCUGCCACCUGCAAUCCCGGUGCCUUCUCACCUGCUCUGCUCUUGCCCCAAGCUGCAGCGCUGCUAGCAGAGGUCGAGCGCUACGCCAUCGCGCCACCACACACCACAUGCUGGCCGCCCCCUAACGACGCCAUCCUCGCUCUUUCCUCCGGCCUCCUCGUCCUCGCCUUCUCCCCUACGCCGCCUGUCUCCGCCACUGCUCCUUCCCCCUCCUCCUUCCUCCGCUCCUCCUCUCUCUCCACCGCCGUCCUCUCUCGCCCCUCCCCUUCCUCGCUUCCUCACAAGGCGGCCUCUCAACCCUUCUCCCCAGCAGCAACAGCAGCAGUGCGAGCAGUGGCCAGCCAAUGCGUGUCACGGCUGAAAGACCUCCUCAGCGCACCGGGAGCGUAUGGAAGCAGGCUAGAUGAAAGUGAAGGGAGUUGGGGGGGAGGGAAUGUGUGGCUGCCAGAGACAGCGGAGGAGGUGGCAGGCAUCCAGGCACAGCUUGCAGCAGCACUGCGGGUGUUGCCGGAUUGGCUGGGAGUGCACCGCGCUGCAGAGGAGGCUGCUACUGUGGUGUGGGAGGAUUGAGUGGCUCCAGCAAAGGGUGCAUUCUGGCAGCUGCGAGGACUGGGGAACAAUACAACCCUAUCCUACAUGCAAGACGUGGUCGCCUCGCCUGUAGGGGGGGCCAGCAGCAUUGGAGCAUUCAUAUCCAUAUUGUUGUGUAUAUAAAAUUUUGGCUGUAGCAUGCCUAGCGGUUUAUGUAUAUACACCAUUCCUGGCUAAUU